AUGACAAUGGUUGGAGGCAAUGAACCUAAAUCCAAAAACCCAACCUUCCAUGUCAUAGCAAAAAUUCAUUUUCAAAUCAAACCCAACACCGCCACCUUCCUCUCAAAGUCCAUUCUGUCCACCGACCCAGGAAAGGUUGUAGAUGAGGAAGAAAGAGAAAAUGAGGAAACCGUUGAGGCGAAAAAGAAGGGGGGAACAGACAGGUGGUUGGUGAAUCAUAGUUCUAAUUUUGUUAAGAAAUUUGCGUUUGGGAAGGACAAAGAUGAAGGACAACAAGAGGAGGUCUCCGGUUCAAGUCCGGGCGACGCCAGUGGAAACUUUUGCAUCUGGGAUCGCGUAAUUGGGGUUUUGCGUCGAAAGGGUAUCUAUCAAUCUAUCUUCGGUUUGAUGGCAAAUCUGUACGUGAAGGCGGUGCCACCGGCGGAUCUGAACAGGAACACGGAGUGGUUCACGUAUCCUGGCGUCUGGACCACCUACAUCCUCAUUCUUUUCUUUUCUUGGAUCCUCGUUCUCUCUGUCUUGGGUUGUUCCCCUGGCAUCGCAUGGACCAUCGUUAAUCUCGCCCAUUUUGCUGUAACAUAUCACUUUUUUCACUGGAAGAAAGGAACUCCAUUUGCAGAGGACCAGGGUAUCUACAAUAGAUUGACAUGGUGGGAGCAGGUAGACAAUGGAAAGCAGCUUACUCGGAACAGGAAGUUUCUAACAGUUGUCCCUUUGGUGCUGUACUUGAUAGCCUCCCACACAACCGACUAUCAGAAUCCAAUGCUCUUCUUCAACACUGUUGCGGUGAUUGUCCUGGUUGUUGCAAAGUUCCCCCACAUGCACAAGGUCAGGAUAUUUGGAAUCAAUGCUGAUAAGUGA
Molecule: messenger RNA, 861 nt
Organism: Sphenostylis stenocarpa
Lineage: Eukaryota; Viridiplantae; Streptophyta; Magnoliopsida; Fabales; Fabaceae
Source: the annotation of a GenBank genome assembly